CAAUCACAAAUAAAGUAUUCGAAUAUACAGAAAAAGGGAGAGAGAGAGAGAGAGAAUAGUAACAGCCUAAUUUUGCUGUUCAAUGUGCAGUUGUCUUCUUUGGAUUCCUUGUCACAAGAGAGAAGAAAGGUCUGUUCAAAGUCUGUAAUUCUGUGUCCGAAAAUCGAUCGAAAUACUUGGCGAUCUAUCGGCAACACCGUUCGAUCAAUCGAGAUAAGAUGGGUACUAUGCAAACAUGGCGGAAAGCCUAUGGUGCUCUCAAAGAUCAAACCAAAGUCGGAUUAGCCCACGUCAAUAGCGAUUUCAAGGAUGUGGAUGUUGCGAUCGUUAAAGCUACCAAUCAUGUUGAGUGCCCACCCAAAGAGAGACACAUCAGAAAAAUUUUGGCGUAUACUUCUGCUGUUCGUCCUCGAGCGGAUGUACAAUACUGUUUACAUGCCCUAGCAAGGAGAUUGGCUAAAACUCGUAAUUGGACGGUGGCUUUAAAGACACUGAUAGUUAUCCAUAGGACACUAAGGGAAGGUGAUCCAACUUUCAGGGAAGAACUUGUAAAUUUUCAACAAAGAGGGCGUGUUCUUCAACUUGCUAAUUUCAAAGAUGAUUCAAGCCCUAUUGCUUGGGAUUGUUCUGCUUGGGUACGUACAUAUGGACUUUUCUUAGAAGAAAGACUUGAAUGUUUUAGAGUUUUGAAAUAUGAUAUUGAAGCUGAAAAAAUCCCAAGACUUGCUCAAGGUCAAGAGAAUAAGGGUUAUAGCAGAACAAGGGAUUUAGAAAGUGAAGAAUUAUUGGAACAACUUCCUGCUUUACAACAAUUACUCUAUCGACUUAUGGGAUGCAGGCCUGAAGGAGCAGCUGUUGGAAAUUAUUUGAUACAAUAUGCUCUGGCUUUGGUACUAAAAGAAAGUUUUAAAAUCUAUUGUGCUGUUAAUGAUGGAAUUAUCAAUCUUAUUGAUAAGUUUUUUGAGAUGCCAAGACAUGAAGCCAUCAAAGCCCUUGAUAUAUAUAAAAGAGCAGGUCAACAGGCCGGAAGCCUUUCUGAUUUUUAUGAUGUCUGCAAAAGAUUGGAGCUUGCUAGAAAUUUCCAGUUUCCUGUUCUCAGAGAGCCUCCACAAUCCUUUCUUGCAACAAUGGAAGAGUACAUAAGAGAGGCACCAAGGUUGGUCUCUGGGCCAACUCAGACAUUAGAAUACCCAGAAAGACUUAUGUUGACAUAUAAACCAGAAGCAGAAGAAGAAGAAGAAGAAGAUAAACAUGAAGAAAAUACAUUUUCACCAAUUGAUGAAAUUAAAGCAGUGCCAAUAAAUGACUUUUUAGCUUCAAAUCAUGUUCAUGAGCCACCUCCCAAACCCCAACCUACUUUUAACAGCCGGGACCCGGAUGAUUUAUUGGGAUUGCAUUUUGAUGAUCCAUUGCCUAAUGGAUCGGCUAUUGAGGAAACCAAUGCAUUGGCUCUUGCCAUUGUUCCAUCUGAUACUACUACUACUACAACAUCUGGUUUUCAAUCAAAAGAUUUUGAUCCAACUGGUUGGGAACUUGCUUUAGUCACCACUCCUUCCACCAAUAUCUCUUCAAUUCAAGACAGACAAUUGGCUGGUGGAUUGGACUCACUUACACUCAACAGCUUAUACGAUGAAGGAGCAUAUAGAGCCUCACAACAACCCGUUUACGGCUCACCCGCUCCAAACCCAUUUGACACACCCGACCCGUUUGGUGCCCCACCCGGUCAACUCACACAAUACCACCCGCCUAACCCUAACCCGAAUCCAUUCGGUCCGUACCAACCGAACCACAUGAUGGGCCCGGCCCCACCGAACCCUUUUUUCGAUUCUGGGUUUGGUCAAUUCCCGGUCAAUAACGGGGCCCACACUCAUACCAACAAUCCUUUUGGGACAACCUUAUUAUGAGAAAAGAAAAAAAUUGAGUUUUUUUUUUUUUUUGUUUUAGUAUAUAUUUUUGAAAUGAUUUGGGUCUUUUGUUUUGUGGGUUUGGAUUUGAUGAAUGGAUAUUGAAUAGAUAUGAUAUUCUUGUUGUUAGAUGUAAGGAAGUAGUUGUAAUAACUAAUAAGUGACUCAUGGUUUUGAUAAUAUGGUCGAUG
This is a messenger RNA of Lactuca virosa, 2095 nucleotides long. The record is from the annotation of a GenBank genome assembly. NCBI's taxonomy places the organism in Eukaryota, Viridiplantae, Streptophyta, Magnoliopsida, Asterales, Asteraceae.